GGGCGCUGCCACUCAUGACCAUGCCUUCAUCUCUCUCAGCCUUGUCACUGCACCCGAUCUUCGGGCCAGCGGUCAACCUCAUGUCUUUCUCAGGUCAGUCCCUGACUUCAAGCAGUGCAGUCUCUCUCUUUGCUGUAAAUCUUCUCAUAAGUAAUUUCUUACAGACUCUAGCUGACAGUUCUUACAAAGCUCUCAGUGUUGUCAGUGUCUUCUACAGUCUU
Molecule: messenger RNA, 221 nt
Organism: Blastomyces dermatitidis ER-3
Lineage: Eukaryota; Fungi; Ascomycota; Eurotiomycetes; Onygenales; Ajellomycetaceae
Exons: 1
Source: RefSeq, a predicted model, not a curated record